AUGUAUCGAUCGAUAGUAAAUACAGAAACCGACUCAUCGUUAUCACCUCCACCUUCCUCUUCUUCUUUAACAACUGAAGAUGAAGAUGAUUCUUCAAUUUCAUCAUACCAACAACAAAAUUUUUCGAGUUCUUCAUCGUUAAAUUGUUCGGCAAGCACUUCACCUGUAAUCGAGGAAACCAUCGUCAAAUGCAAUGAUGAUAGCAUUCCUUCAUUAACACAAAGAGCGUCAGAGCUUCAUUUUAUGGUACAAAAAUUAAUAAAUACUCAUUUACCACAUCUUCAAACUAAAAUUUUAAAACAACAGGAUUUUACGAAAGAAGUAGAUGAUUCAUUUAUUUAUAAAGGUGUGGGUAGAGAAUAUCAAUAUACUUAUGACGCGAUAAAAAAAAUUGUAAAUGAUUCUUGGAUUUAUAAUUAUUUGGAUAUACCUCCAUAUUUUGCUGAUAUUUAUGAUACUACUGAUGGUUUCUUGAAAUGUGGAGUGGACGCUGAUGAUUUCUUUGUCUUUUCGGAAUAA
This is a messenger RNA of Dentiscutata erythropus, 519 nucleotides long. Lineage: Eukaryota; Fungi; Glomeromycota; Glomeromycetes; Diversisporales; Gigasporaceae. The record is from the annotation of a GenBank genome assembly.